GUUUUGCCAAGGCAGGGACAAAACUUUUAUUACUAAUUCUUACAAAUCAAGGGUGGAGAAUGUUUGCCUCCUCCCUUUCCCCAUGGCGCAGACCAUGAUGAACAGAUGAUUGAAUGAUGUUAUAAAUAUCAAAAUGACCUUUGGCAGAAAAAAAAGGUCCCCACCCCUACUAUACUUCUUAUUCUGUUUCUUAGCUCAGGGAUCUUAGUCCAUCUGACCUCUGCCUUUACUUCUGCCUGAGGAAAUGAUAUUUAUAUUGUAUUUAUUUCUGCUUCCAUUCCUUAAAUUCAAAAGGAAUAUAAAUUCUGGGUCAGGGAUUACCCCAGGUACUGAAAGUACAAAGAUAAAAAAAAAAAAAGGCUCUGUCCUGCAGGAGCUUACAUUCUUAGUUGGGAGUUAGAGGAGAGAGGCUGGUAGAAACAGAUUUAUUCAAAAUAAUGGAGGAGUGGUGGUGAUAGAAAGCCAUGACCUAUAGAAUCAAUUAAGAUUUAGAAAAAGUGCUUGAGCUGAGUGGAAUACUCAAACAUUUAAGUAUAUUUGCUAGGUGAUCUUUUAUGCCCUUAAGAAAACUGAACAUUUUAUAAGAAAUUCAGAGAGGCAGAAUGUUGUUUAUUCUGGGCCUUCAGGGAAGACAGUUGUUGCCACAACAUACAUAAUGUAAAAUCAACUAAAUACAGAUUGGAACUAGAUUGUAAGAGGCUUUAGAGGCCAAUUUUUGUCUGAUCCUAGACAAUAAGGAGUUUUCUGAAGUUUCUUUUAAAGGGUUGUUGUGCCACAGUUUUCUUUUAAUGUCCAAUUACUCUGCCUCAGGUUAUAAGCAUUCCCUCUUAAUGUUUGAUAGGAUAAAGAUCUUAUAUCUUCAGGCUAUAAUCAUUCCUGUUUGAUGGCAUAAAGGUUUAUCCAUUUUAGACAUUAUCUCAUCCUAGGUGCCUCCCCUCAUUUGGUCAUCCCCAUCUAUGUACCUCCCCCAUUAUGUCAUCCUUCUUGUUAACCUAUAAAAGAAUCUUAUACAGGACAUUCACUGCUGCAUUCUUGAAUACUUAAGUUUCAAUCUGCUUUGGGACUAAACCAUGGAUCCAUUUGGUCCCAGGAAAUCUCUCCCUUUUAAAUAAGUUAUUAAAUUGUUCUCUAAUCUCUAUUCUGCCUCAAUUUCUCCAGCAUUACAGGGUCAUGUCUUGUGCGGGAGGAGCAUUAAUUAGGAAGUUAUGUAGAAUAUGGAUUGCAAAUUGAGGGGCCCGAAAGUUGGAAGACAAUUAUUUAGCAAUUGCAUGAGUGCAGUUAACAGAAAAGGGAAAAGCUGGGAUUUCUUGGAGGGCGCCACUUGUUCAGGAACUGCAGUAACCUCGGCGCGAAAACACCCGCCUCUCUAGGAAGCGGGGAGGUGAGUUGAGGUUGCACCAGGGGCGUGGCACUGGGAUCCUAGCGACCUCAGAAGGUCGGGCCGGAAAGAUUUCUCUAGGAAGUUCUGACUCGGGUGUGGAAAGAGGAUAGAAAAGCGUGAUCACGUAUCUAACUCCUAGAACCUCGGUGUUAUUUCUGGGCUGGAUUCAGGUCUUGAUAGAACUCCUUCCAAUUGGUUUUUCGAAUUUGGCUGAGACCCGGAAAAGUUUGUCCCUCUCCGCAGUCGGUAGUCGGCGUGUGCGCAGAAGACAUCUCUGUUGCCAUGGCGGCUGCUCCCUCCCCUGUGCUACUAGGUCUUCGAGAUGCUGAGAUGAGCCAAGUUGAAGGGCCCCAGGAAGGGGCCUGGACUAUCAAUAAAAUGGGCGGCAUCCCGGACAGUCUGCCCUCAGUGCCCGCCCCCCGGCCGAGUUGCGGGAGCUGCGGGGCCGAGAUGGCGCACAUCGUCCAGGUCUACUGCCCCCUUGAAGGUUCGCCUUUCCACCGACUGCUGCACGUGUUCACCUGUGUCCACUCGGAUUGUGUGGGCCAGCCGUGCAGCUGGAAGGUGUUUCGCUCCCAAUAUUUGCAGAUGCAAGAGGAGUACACACAGGAUUCCAAACUAAAGCAGAAAGAGGAAAAUAACAUUGCAGUUAAAGACUGGUGUGAAGGAGCAGAAGACUGGGGAGAUGACAGUGGAAGUGAUCCAGCACCGUGUAUUACAAAUGAUCUGCGUGAUUUGAAUGUAGGAGAUAAUUUUAAUGUAGAUGAAGACACAGAUUGUAUGUCCCAAUUCCAAGAACUCACACUUAAUGAAGCUUUGAGUGACUCUUGUUCCUUUGGUCAUAUAAUGUCAGCCGGAGGAGGACAUGUAUUGCCUGGCUCAUCAGUUCCUGUGUUUCAGCCCUACUAUAUCAAUGUAGUGGAUGAAGAAGAUUAUACUAAUUUUGUUGAUACAAAUCAUGCCCAAAAACUUCUGCAGGAGUAUGGAAAAAGGGAGGGAGUUGAAUUGGAACUUUUGAUAGCUCAAAGCUUUAUUUUUGACAGUGGUGAACAAUAUGAGAAGGCUGUUUCUAAAAGUAAUGAUAAAAUAUUUUAUAAAUUUAUGAAAAGAAUUUCUGCCUGCCGUGAACAGAUUCUGAGAUACUCUUGGAAUGGGCAGCCUCUCUUUAUAACUUGUCCUUCAUCAGAUGCUACUGAGAUUCCAACCUGCAAUAACUGUGGAAGCUCUAGAGUUUUUGAGUUUCAGCUUAUGCCUGCAUUGAUCAGCAUGCUUAAAAGUACUCUGUUAGAUAUCUCUGUUGAAUUUGGAACAGUUUUAAUUUAUACUUGCCAGAAGAGUUGUUGGCCUGCUAAUCAUCAAAAUCCAGUGGAAGAGUUUUGUGUUAUACAAGAAGAUCCAGAUCAAAUGUUAUUUAAGUAGAAUCUCUCCUUUUUUCUUGUGUAAAUAAAAUUUAAUUUUUAAACCAGCAAAA
Molecule: messenger RNA, 2852 nt
Organism: Antechinus flavipes (yellow-footed antechinus)
Lineage: Eukaryota; Metazoa; Chordata; Mammalia; Dasyuromorphia; Dasyuridae
Gene: PDCD2L
Product: programmed cell death 2 like
Exons: 7
Coding region: 1664-2800 (378 amino acids)
Cellular component (GO): cytoplasm
Source: RefSeq, a predicted model, not a curated record